Messenger RNA from Petromyzon marinus (sea lamprey), 3451 nucleotides. RefSeq lists its product as uncharacterized. The record is from RefSeq and is a predicted model, not a curated record. NCBI's taxonomy places the organism in Eukaryota, Metazoa, Chordata, Hyperoartia, Petromyzontiformes, Petromyzontidae.
CGACACCAUAACACGUACACCAAACUCAAACUGGAAUAUACCGCAUUCCCUGCGUACCUAGCCACGCUCGUCUUGUUGUGAUUUCCAGUGACAUUUGCUCCUGCUUUGGCGUAAAAAAGACACAUUCCAAACAACGGUGUAGAAUUUAAUUUAGAGAUUAACCGUAUGGCACACCUGUUGUGUGAAUUCAUGUAUUUGUUUGUGGCCAGUCAAAUGUGUUCGUACAACAAAACGUUUGCAAAGAUGGCAUUGUGCUUGAUCACACAUCACGUGAAAAUACUGGUCCCGUUAGUAAUUAAAAUGCUUUCAUUCACACGAGUGCUGAAUGAUUAGAAAGGUGUUAAGGUGAGCAUAGGUAACUUUGAGAAAGGUGUUCUGUUGCCAUAUUGCCAAAUGUAUUAUUUUUGCAAUCCAAAAAUAUCUAAAUUAAUUGUAUAAACACUUUGCAUAUUUAGAUAGUGGAAAUCCAUAACUACUGGAUGUUAUGUAUCCUGCCAAUUCAAUUAUAAGAAACUAAAAUUGUUAAAACUUUGCUGAAAAACUCAAGUGGCAUGUUUGCCCACGUGACAACUUGAUUAGAUUGGCCCUGUCGGGUGGUGGAGGGUUCGAGUUAAAGAAAAAAAUGACACGAUUUAGCCAAAAAAAGAAUUUAUGAAUCUGCAUGUUUUUUUUUCUCUAAAUCAGCUAUCUCUUCAUCAUUAUACAAAGUUACAUUUUUCUGUAUUUUUUCCUUGCGGCCACCGGGGAUCUUAACUGCUUAAAGAACACUUACAGAACUGGUCUCAGUGUUGACAGACUGGUUUUAUGGUUUGAUAACCCAACAGCUCAAGUCUCUCCACGACAAAAAAUUACAGUGUAGUAGUUCCAAUAAAAUAAUGUACACUACAACCUUCAUCAAUCCGCUGCUAAAUGAAGACGUCUAUACGCUUCGUCAGUCAGUCAAAGUUACUCGGCGAGAAACUAAAAUAAACCCUGGCUGGGCUCAAGUCACGAAAACACCCUCGCUACACAGCCCUUCCAUUGCUGGCAGCACGCUUUUGCUGCCACACUUUGCUACGUGUGAAUUGCUCGGUCGCAAGCGUUCGCGAUGGGAAGCCCCGAUUAGCCCCCCCCCCCCCCCCACCAUGCAUGCGCUAUCGCGAUGUGCGGCGGUAGCGCCUGCCCUGUGGCGCUUUUUUUUCUGCCCCCUCCGCGUAUGCAUUAAUUCAUGAAUAAUAAUCAUUGCACAGCUGCCGGAGGCGGGCGCGCAUUUGCGCGUCCCCGCCCUGUGGACGCGCGUUUCGGAGCGCGAGCCGAGCCGAGCUUUGAGCCGAGCACGCGGACAGGUCCCAAGUUUGGGUUUGGUCGCUCGGCUCGGCUCGCUCGGGUCAGUCGCUGAUGUUGCGCAACCUAGCCGUGGUGGCCUAAGGAUGACCGUGCUGCUGCAUCUGUGCGUGAGCUUCGCCUUAACCCUGCGCACCUACGAAGGGAACAGGCAGCCCCGGGUUUGCUCUGCCGAGGUGCAAGCACCACGGGGAGGAGACGAAGCUGGCAACGAGACUGAUGUCCUCAUCCACAUAUUGGACCCCACUUUGCCCAAGUCAAACAAGUCGCUGUUGAGCCUGCAGUGCACAUGGGCCAGUCAGUCACCAGUCACCGUGCUCAUUUGGGUCAAUCCUCAGCAUCAGGUGGAGGAAGCAGUGUCCACCACCUCACCAUCCCAGCCACGUGCUCCGUCCUCUCAGCCUACCUCUUCCAGGUUUGGGACCGGCAGUUAUGGACCUCAAGAGACAGUGAAAGAAAUACCUCAAGCUACACUGGCCCUACUCACGGCCUCCCUGCAGUCAUCAUCAGAAGACCUCGGGUCACAUGCGCAUGCGGUUGGGUGCGAGGUUUCACUGGACAGCAGUGAGCCCGGCAUUGCUGUGGUCAACACAACAGUCUCUUUACAGGAAUUUACAACGUGCUUCUUCAUGGGCAGACUGACACCAAGAGCCAAUGUCGAUCCAACGGGAGAGCCAAAUGAAGGCCAGAAGGACGAGGAGCUGGCGUUCCGACAGGAGCAGGCCGCGAUCGUGAAAGUCAUUCUCUUCGUGGUGUGCACGAUAGCAGCCAUUGCUCUCAUGGUGUUCGGAGUGUUUGAGGUCAAAAUGGAGCAAAUAAGUGCUGUAGUCUGCAAAUUGAUCAGGGCACGGGAUGGCAGAAGCAAGGCGGUACCUGCUUGUGGUGUUCGUGAAGCCAGGAAUGGGAACACGCAGGAGCAUCGGCACUCGUUUCAGAAGAUCCCUGCUCAUAAAUCCGACUUGAUCCUCGUAGAGACAACGUUUUAGAUUCGUGUGGGCGUUAUGAUCUCAGGAUACACUACUAGGCCUUCCCAAACCUCAGGGGCACCAUAGACGAUACAAAGAUUGACUCAUAAAUGGUGAUCAUUAAAGAGAAAAUUGGGCCACUUUGUACCACUAGCAUGAUUUUUUUCAGCAUAAAGCAACAUUGAUUAAUCCUUAUUCCUGAAUAUCAAGUUGCGUGGAAUUCAUCAUUGUUUAUGUACAUCACUAGCAAGUAUUCAAUUAGACAUGGCUGUUCACUUUAGCUGUAAACAUUUCAAAAUGGAAGUGUAUGUAACAUUUCUGGGUGUUAUCAGAGCCAUGAAUGUUGCAACCUGCAAAGUUUAAAAGUAACAUUGUUUUUCAGGUUGGAUGUGGUUAAGUAUAACUUUACACACUUGUUUAUAAAUUCAAUAACUUUUUAAAAUAUAGUACACAGAUAGGUGAUUUAAAGAGGAAAUCAGGAACAUCGACAUGCUUGGCAUAUCAGGAUGACAUCACCGUUCCUGUGCACAUUCUUGUGAAAGUCACCAACUCAAAAGGGAUGAGAUUAUGUUUUUAUAUUUAUACAGCAGUGUAACGAGGCUACUGUAUACCGGUUCCGUUCUCGCAAGGACUCAUCAGUUCACUGCAGGCAUCAUUGCAUAGUGUUUCCACGAGGGUUGCUACCUUUAUUGGUCUUCCUAGGAUCACGCUUUUGUCGAGGUAGCUAACGUGGAAAAUCUGUCAGUCUUCACGCAACGUCGGGCAGUUGCAUAAUAAUACGCUGCUCAAAAAAAUCUUCCCAUUUGUGUGUCCUCUCUUCUGGUAUUGUGUAAUAUUAUUAUUUUUCCAGUGAUAUGUGCAGUUCUUUUGUAUCUCGGAGGUGGCAACCCUAGACAAUUAAAAAGUCGCAUGAAGUUCGCUAAACAAAAUACAGUAGUUGCAUUCGGCCUCCAUCAGCAAACUCAAAGGCAUAUGAACCUUAUGGCGGGACCCCGGGGUCCCAUAAGCCCCCGGCUCUAGCAUGAACUGCGUUGCGAUGUCAUUUUAUGUCUGUUGAAGGCGAACAAUACGGCAAUCUGUUCCUCUCGACGAGCUCUACACGAUGCGCUAACUCAAGUUUCAAAGUUUUGUUUCUUCUGCGCAUUCGUCCUCGCCGUUGCGCU